Messenger RNA from Westerdykella ornata, 1121 nucleotides. RefSeq lists its product as uncharacterized. Gene Ontology annotation, molecular function: L-ascorbic acid binding; iron ion binding; procollagen-proline 4-dioxygenase activity. Bases 132 to 1121 code for a protein of 329 amino acids. The record is from RefSeq and is a predicted model, not a curated record. The transcript has 3 exons. NCBI's taxonomy places the organism in Eukaryota, Fungi, Ascomycota, Dothideomycetes, Pleosporales, Sporormiaceae. Gene Ontology annotation, biological process: peptidyl-proline hydroxylation to 4-hydroxy-L-proline. Gene Ontology annotation, cellular component: endoplasmic reticulum.
GGGAAUGAUUGAUGCGCCGAAGUCAGGGAGGGGAGGACAGCAUUGAUAGAUAAGGGUAGAGAAAUAGAAGGGGCUUGGAAUUGCUGGAGUGAAGCGUUCGCGGUCUUACACUUUGCGUGGGCUGGGACAAGAUGGCAAAGCCGCGGCACGGGAAAGCUUCGAUGGCGAGGCCGAGGAUGGCUAGCUUCGGCCCCAAGACGCUGCUUUUCGCACUGCCUCUCGCGCUUCCCGUCGUUAUGCUACAAUCCAGUAUCCAGCACUUGCUUCCAGUGAGAUUGCAAACCUACUUCUCCUCAUCCCAUCUUCAAACAUCGGAACAAGCGCAAGCUACACCGUCAAAUCAAUCGCUGCUCGAAGCUUGUUACACGCACACCUACACCACUGAAAUUGUCUCCUUGGAUCCGCUCGUCAUAUACAUCAACAACUUCACCAGCGCGGCCGAAGCAGAGGAACUCAUCAACAUUGGCGAACCCGACUUCGCCCCCUCCUUCAUCUCCCGCGCCCACACAGGCGCCAACGUCCGCGUCUCAGGCCGCACCUCCUCCUCCGCGCCCCUCCCCCAAGACCACCCCCUCGUCACCUGCAUCCUCUCGCGCGCCCGCGCCUUCCUCGGCGGCUCCAUGCUCCCCGACGAACCCUUCGCGACGCCGCAACUGGUGAAAUACAGACCCGGCGAGAAGUACGACCUCCACACGGAUUUCUGGCCCACGCACCAGGUGCUGAAAGAUGGAAAGGGAAAAGGCAAGUUGAUGAAUCGACCGAUUAGCUUUUUUGUGUUCCUCAGGGAUACGUGUACGGGUGGGGAGACGUAUUUUCCGCUUGUGGAGGUGGAUGGGGGUGUGGUGGGGGAUGGGAAGUGGGAGGGGAGGAUGGCUGUGGGGCCGGUUGGUGGUGGUGGUGGUGGUGGUGAUGAUGAUGAUGGUGGAGUUGGUGAGGGGAGGAAGAGGAAAGGGGUGAGGUUUACGCCGAUUACUGGGAAUGCGGUGUUUUGGGUGAAUUUGGAUGGGGAGGGGAGGGGGGAUCAGAGGUUGGUGCAUGCGGGGUUGGAGGUGAAGAGUGGGGAGAAGGUGGGGAUGAAUAUUUGGGCGAGGAGGUUCUAUGGUGAGGUUGAUGAUUGGUGA